Molecule: messenger RNA, 2083 nt
Organism: Trichoderma asperellum CBS 433.97
Lineage: Eukaryota; Fungi; Ascomycota; Sordariomycetes; Hypocreales; Hypocreaceae
Source: RefSeq, a predicted model, not a curated record
GCCAAAAUCAGCACAAGCCCGCUGUACCCCAGAUUCUAGCCAGUCCAGCCACGCGGGAACGCUAGUCAGUAGCAGGGGAAGGCCGCUGGAGCGCUGACGGAUGACCACUAAAGGUUGCCACCUCAGAGCUGCUCGAAUUCCUGUUGACGUAAGGACGCUGCGGCGAUCCAGCGCAUACCACCCACCACUUUUCCCACGAUCGAUCCAGUCCUCUUCCUCCCUGUUUACCGCCUAAUGGCCCUCCGCUGUCAUCCCGCACAAACGUGCAUAACCUAGCCAUGCCGGCGGCAGCAAUGCCAGAUGACGGCCGCCAGGCCUCGACGGCAUCGUCAGCCAAGCCUGGGCUCGCGGCAAGCUCCGGCGUCAGCCUCGGCCACGGUGGCGGCAGCACCAAUGCCAACGGCAACGGCAGCACCACCUCCCCUGGACACUUUAUCCGCCGUGCCAAACCCUUCGACGAGCCCUCAAUGCGGUCAGGAUCCAUGUCGCGACACUUUUCAGACUCGUCGUCCGAGGCGCUCCCCCGGAGGAGCUCCAACUUUUCCGAGUAUAGCUUGAACGAGGCACGCGACAUACUCAACCCCCGGCCACACGCUCACGGCGAGCAGCUGUCCCAUCACGAAUCAUCGCCACUGGCUUUUCUAUCGCUGGCCUUUGCUUUUCUACCUGCCAUCGCCGGCGUCCUUUUCCAGAAUGGCACCUCGGUUGUCACCGACAUCAUGCUCUUGGGCCUCGCAGCCAUCUUCCUUCAUUGGUCAGUGACGCAGCCUUGGCAAUGGUAUUACGCGGCGCAAGAAGUCCGUCUAUUUCAAGAAAACUCGGUCAACAUAUCCCUUGAAGAAGACAGCGAUCUCGACUGCCGGGGUAAAUCCCCAAGCACUAGUGCACCACUUGACGAUGUGCCCGAAGAGAAAGAGGGAGACGAGAUGGAAGACUCGAGCUCGGGAAAGCGAAAUGCCAAGGAAGGGCAGCAGAUGACAGAGCAGCAGCAGGCUGCUCUGAAAGAGCUUUACCGUCAUGAAAGCCUUGCGCUGGUAUCAUGCUUCGUGCUGCCACUGCUUAGCGCAUAUCUCCUACACUACAUUAGAGGGCAGCUUAGUCGGCCAUCCGAAGGACUUGUGUCUAAUUUCAACUUGACGAUUUUCCUAUUGGCAGCUGAGCUGCGUGUACUUUCACACAUGAUCACUCUGGUCCAGUCUCGGACACUACAUCUUCAGAAAGUUGUCCACGAAAAUCCCUUUGGCCAGCAGGUUGGAACUGAGACACUAUUAGAAGAGAUGCUCAGAAGGCUAGAAAGGCUAGAAAGUCGUUCAACAUCCCAGGGUCACGAAAUCGCUGGACACGGACAGACGCUGGACUCGACGACAGCAACGAUUAGCCGAGAUGUCCGAAAUACCAUUCAACCAGAGCUGGACGCCUUGAAUCGAGCUGUGAGGCGGUACGAGAAGAAGGCAACACUCCUCCAGCUUCAGACAGAAUCCAGGUUCUCUCAUGUACACGCUAAACUGGACGAUGCCAUUGCUCUAGCCGCCGCUGCGGCAAAGAAUGCAAAUAGACGGCAGAACUUCAUCCCUUGGGCCUGGAAAUGGAUCAGAGCGAUUGUAACAUUUCCUUUCAAGGCCCUUCUAGAGAUACUCGCUCUGCCUCUGAAACCUAUAGUUGCAUUUGCGAACAGAAAUAAGCAGCCAUCUGCGACGAGUCUACCGCCUUCAAGGAGCAAGGCGGGGAAGCCGCCUGCAUCGCUGAAAUAUAACGGCGAUCGAGUGCCGACGAGGCUUACCAAGAGAUGAUGGGAUGUUAGUUAAAAGUGGCUUUUCUUUUGAGUGUGUUGGGGUUUGCCGGAUUUUGCUGGAAUUUCUAUUUUUCUUUUUUUUUUCUCCUUCUCUCUAUGUUUUUCAAUAGGCAGUCUUCGCUAUCGGCAAGUUAUAAAGUUAUAAGCAUAUGAAAGUCUGGUCAUGGCUGGAUUCAAACGAAUUACUACGAAGUAGCAUUAGUACCGCUCAGCUUUAUCAUCCCAGAUAUCACGCCUUUCUUGGCGACAGUAUUGGUAAUCAAUAAUGCUACAAUAGAGUUUCCUCUGCAC